Messenger RNA from Ochotona curzoniae (black-lipped pika), 8732 nucleotides. RefSeq names its product zinc and ring finger 2 (gene ZNRF2). The record is from RefSeq and is a predicted model, not a curated record. The transcript has 5 exons. The coding region runs from base 69 to 821 and encodes 250 amino acids. NCBI's taxonomy places the organism in Eukaryota, Metazoa, Chordata, Mammalia, Lagomorpha, Ochotonidae.
GUCCGCUCGCUCCCGCCUCCCCGGAGCUCGGGGCGCCGCGCGCGGGCCCGGCCCGGGGCAGGGCGGACAUGGGCGCCAAGCAGAGCGGCCCGGCCGCCGCUAACGGCCGCACCCGCGCCUACUCGGGCUCGGAUCUACCUUCCAGCAGCGGCGGCGGCGGGGCCAACGGGACCGCGGGAGGCAGCGGCGGCGGGGCUCGGGCCGCGGCGGCGGCGGCGGGCAGGUUUCCGGCUCAGGUGCCCGGCGCGCACCAGCCCAGCGCCUCGGGCGGCGCCGCGGCGGCCUCGGCGGCCCCAGCGGCCCCGCGGAGCCGUUCCCUCGGCGGAGCCGUGGGCAGCGUGGCGUCGGGGGCCCGCGCGGCGCAGUCCUCCUUCAACAUCCCCAACAGCAGCAGCGGCCCGUACGGCUCGCAGGACUCGGUGCACAGCAGCCCCGAGGACGGCGUUGGAGGCGUUGGCGGCGUUGGCGGCGGCAGGGAUCGGCUGGCGGGUGGGGGCCCCGGCGGGCCGCGCCUGGUGAUCGGCUCCUUACCAGCCCACCUUUCGCCACACAUGUUCGGAGGAUUUAAGUGCCCUGUAUGCUCAAAAUUUGUACCAUCAGAUGAAAUGGAUUUGCAUCUUGUGAUGUGUUUAACAAAGCCAAGAAUAACCUAUAAUGAGGAUGUACUGAGUAAAGAUGCUGGGGAAUGUGCAAUAUGCCUUGAAGAACUGCAGCAGGGAGACACCAUAGCACGACUGCCUUGUCUAUGCAUAUAUCAUAAAGGGUGUAUAGAUGAAUGGUUUGAAGUAAAUAGGUCUUGCCCUGAGCACCCUUCUGAUUAAACAUUGAUUCCUGUUUUAUAGGUUUUCUUGUCUUUUCAAGAUACUUGAAAAAUCGAGAGGAUGUGAAAAUCUGGAUAACAAGAUUGCAGGCCUCCUCAGCCGGACACAGUGAUACAGACAGCGGUGCAGGCAGGUGAUUGUGCCUCCAGACAGGACACUUAGCCCAGAACUCAGCCCCAAACACACAGAGCAAGGACGCACAGGGGCUCUGGCAAUGCUGCACAUCCGUAAUAGUCAUCCACAUAGGUAACACUGAGAAACAUUUUGUAUUCAGACGCCAAAGUUAACUGCUUUCCAAGUUGAUUUACCUUUUAUUAGGUUGUCUAGAGCUGCGCACCUGGUUGUGUUUUGGUUUGUUCUCCUUUUCUACUUUGGGGGUCUGUGUUUUCCCAGUGUAAUGUUUCUGUAUGUAUCUAUUCUUAAGCUGAAAGCCACAUAAUUCUUAUAAAUUAAAGUCUUAAAUGUGAAACUGAGAAAUGUAAUCAAGCAGUAAAACGUUCUCUGAAUGUAGAGUAUGAUCUCAAGUUCUUCCAUUUUUCCCCCAAAUAGUGGAAAAUGACUUCUACAUAGGAAAGCUAAAAUAUGUUAAUGUUUUUAAAUUAAAGGUUUAAUAGUAUCAGAAUGCAGUCCAAAGAGUAAAUCAAAUUACAUAAUCACAUCUUAAUUAAAUGUGGAAUUGUCUACUGAAUUGUAGUUUAUGAAAUGUUGUUUCUUUUCCAAAGGAACUGCUCAGCAGUUAAUCAGCCGUGAAUCAUCUUGCAGCUAUGCAACUUUUUUCAGAAAUAUGAAUUACCAAUUUAAAGUACUGCCAGAUAAAAUAACUUUAUUUUAACGGGUAUUUUUUGUUUAUUCUUUUCGUGUAAUUAUUUUAUUAUGUUUUGCAUCUCCAGGCAGUUUUCCCACAUUUUGGGCCAAGUGUUUGAUUGUAAAUUUAAUAACUUAUGAAAAGAUUAAACUAAAAUUUUCUGAAGUGGAGCCUGGAAUAAUUUGAGGGAUAUUUUGUAUACUUUUAAAAAUCAGAAUUUAAUUGUGAUGCCAGGUUUAUAGCAAUUUUAAUUUUCCAGAUAAUCUGGAGAUUAGCAUUUGAUAAAUGAUUUUUAAAGCAAAUAUGAUUUUGUGAAUUUAUAAUUUAUUAAUGUGUUAUUAUAAUUGAAAAUGUUAUAGAGGCUUUUAAAUUAAGUCUUAUAUGGAAAGAAAAUGUAUUAAGCAACAUUAUGUGAAUAAAUAUUCCCAAUAAUAUAUCUGAAUUGUUAGAAGUACUGGAAGAGAGCUAUCAGGGACAUAGCAGUGUCUUUUUUUUAACAUUGAAAAUACUAGUAAGAAAGUCUUGUGUUUUGACGAAGGGGAAAUGUUAUCAGUGGUAUUUAGGCGGUGCACUUUACUUGGUAUAAUUGGAAGUUGCACAGUAUAUUUCCGUAUUUUAAGCUUUCUUUUAUGUAUUUAAGUAUUUGCUUUUUUUUUUUUAAUGCUGCUACUCUUCUGGAUUUUUUCCUCUGUUGCUUCUGUUUCACAUUUUUUAAAAGGGCAAGUACAGGAGCAACUGCUGCUACCCAUACAAAUUUGUAUAUUAUAAAUAAUUAAAAGUUUUUAAUUGCUGUCUGUGUGAUUUUAGACUGGAUAACAUUUUCCCUACGGUUAUGCUGUGAAAUGCCUUUUGUUAAUGCUGCAAUUGCUAAGAGAAUCCAAAACCUCCAUUGUGACAGCUGACAGCACAGUUCCCAUAGGUGCUUCUCAACUAGUUAGGGAAGAUGUUCUUCCUCAAAGGAGCUAUUCUUUUUGCUAUGAAACCUUAAUUUGAAUCUGCUUUCUUUCACAUUUUCAAUUUUGUAGGCUUUCACACUGCUCCCCUCCCAAGUAAAACCUCUUAGAUGUAAAUAAUUUGUUUUCUACUGCUGGUAUAUUGUUGUGAUAAUAAUAUUGGCAUCUUCCUUUCAAAAGACACUGAUUACAGCCAUGGUAACCAACUGUUUGUAUUCUCCCGGGAGUUGGUUUCUGAUACAGUUGGCUAACUGUUGACUUGAGCUCACCUUUCCUUUUUGGCUUUGGAUCAGUCUUACUAGUCAGCCUCUGUUAGUCAUAGCCUUCUGUGCUGCAGCUGCUACAAUAGAAGCUCCAGUGGUUUUAAAGAAAGUGCAGUGUUUGUCAUGUCAGCUGCUACUUGAUUAUUAUGUUUUCCUCAAUCAGUAUUUACUGAAAUCUGUUUAUAGCAAUCUCUUUUUGUUGUUGAAAUGUACAAGUUGGCAUUUUUACCUUAAAUUCCAUCUCCAAUGCCUUUCUGAAACUAACAGUGGAGAAAUUAAAGAAAAAAAAAAGUUUGUAAAACCCAAGUGUUCCAAGUUUUAAUCAAAGUUGUUAUUCUUGAAAUUGUAAGUAGUACUCUACAUAAUGUCACUUCUAAUAUUUCCAAAUCUAUAUGCAGAUACAGAAUAGUGUAAGAAAGACAUAGGCUCAUGUUAUAUGUUUAAAUAGCUGGAAUUUUGGACAACUAAAAUACUAUAGAGACACACAGUAAACAGUGAGUAACCUGCAGAUGAGAUCCCGGGAUCUAUGGAAAGCAGUAUGUCCCCAGAUUUCACUUUUGUGCCACUCUGCUUCCGUUAUGGAAUUAUUGCCAAUUUUGACUCAUCUUACUUUGGCUGGGCCCUUUUAGAAAUUUGGACUUGGCCAUAAUGUUCUAGAAUAAAUUGUUAUUUUACCUUUGGCUGUUUGCCAGAGAAACAGAGUAAACAUAGUUUUCAUUAUGUUUCUUAGAUUUGGUUACAAAUCAGAUUAUAAAUUGUGUUUUAAGAACAAUGUUUGUCUCUGAAAUAGAAACAAUAAUUUUUUAUAAUUGACUUUUUUGUGAUAGCAAAAACAAGAUUUAAAGUUAUGUUAACUUUGGGUUAUACACAGCUUUUACUUUGUUAAUGCACAUUUUAUAGUUCUUUUAAAUGUUAUGCAAUUGUUUCCUUUUUCACCCACCAGUCCAAAAAUGACUGACAACCACCUUCAGCACAUUUAUAGUAUGUCUUUUGUAAAUAUUUCAGUUUGAAUCAGUCCAUAAAAGUGGAAGAUUCUUUUUCAGAGCUUGUUUGACUCAACAGCUAUGUUUUAAUGUUUGGAUAUAGUGAAGCUUAAGAGCAUUCGUGAUAUCAUAGCAAGACAUAAGGAUAGAUAUUCCUAUAAAUGAAAGAUUGUAAAUUCUAUGUAAAUAUUGCUUAGUUUGGUGCACUGACUUGGAAAGUGAAAGAGGAAAAUUUUCCCAGUGUAAGAUACAUUGGAGCAAAGCAGGAGACUGUUUAAAACUCAAGAAUAUGAUUGAAUUAACAUAACUUGACAUGCAUACUGUUCAUUGAUGAUGUUGUCUAAAUCAUCUUAUUCUUUCACAGAGGAAAUUUCCUUAUCAAUCAGAUUGUCAGGAACUAUCUAAAACUACACAGAAGCCAGUGGUGCCUAUGUGAGUUAUAUGAGAACUCUGCUCUCUAGAUCAUAGGAAAUCUGUAGUUCAUCUGGGCCAUUUUCUUUCCAUUUUGAUUUAUUCUGAGAGGAGCUCUGUAUGUGCUGACAGUGAAUGAUUAGAUGUGAAGAAUCCCUUAUGUACAGCCAUUUUCUUAGUUUAAAAAUUAGCAUGUCAGUAUCUUAUCUUUGAUUCAUUCCCCUUUUGUCUCAUUCUAUUUACUUGGGGGGUGGGGUAUGUAACUUCUGUCAUCUUUGCUAUGUUGUGAAUAGCAGCAGUUAAAUUGUCUAAUUUACUAUCUGCUUGCUUCUUCUACCCAGGUCUUUUCUUUUUGAAACUAAGUUGCUCUUGGUUUUCUUUAGAGGGAAUUGCUAUUUGAUCUACUCUUAGUAGUGAUUCAUAUUCAGGAACAGCUGGUAAGGCUUUUAGUGAUAACUUACCAAGAUAGUACUUUGAACACAGUAUUGUGAAUGUCUACUUGAGACAAGAAGCUGAAUACUGUUCGUAUAUUUCAGGAUUCUUUUGUUAAAUGAGAAGUACCUUGUCUCCUAAGUCAACUGCUUCUCUGUGGAAAGUAAAUGGCAUUGAAGACAACCAAAUGUGGUAAUAUUUAGUGUUAGUUGAGACUGCAGCAUUACUGUAGUUAAGUUGGUUAUUUUCAGAUACUUAAAUUAUUGUUGACUUUAGAUCAAUAAUUAAUAAUUGAGUAGAUUUUGGUUGGUUGUUUCCUGAGAGUCAGAGAACAGCGUAACAUAAAUUAACACCCCCCUAUAUAAAAACAGAAAAAAAUGGAAGUGACGUUGCAGUCUUUAUUAACCAACUGUUUCUCAGCUCUGCCCUGCACUGAGAGGCCCCUGUCAAGACCCAAGUCUUGGCACCGGAAGUGUCUAAAUUUUGCUAUUGCUAAUUCUUUGUGCUCGUCUGUUCUGAUUUGGUAUGCUAAAGUUAAAUAGGUACUGAAGAUUUAUGUUUUUAGCUGUAUGCUGUGAUCAGUAAACCUGGUGCCAGAAUCUUAAAAGAUGUACUUGCCAGGUGAUAGCUUUUUAAGUAUCUGUGUGCGUAUAAUGCAGUGACCAGACCCUGUGGGGAGAUGCAGAAGAGAUUUUAGAAUUCAGUGAUGGCACAGAUAAUCAGUUCAUUACAUUUUAUUUCUUUUCAGUGGGUUUUUGAGUUUCAGUGUCUAAAAAUUAUGAUAAUAAUAAUUAUUUCCUCUGUUGCUUUAUUUGUGGUUUCCAAAACUCUGCUGUAAUUGUUUCCUGAUUUUCUCUAUUAGACAAGUAUUUUCCUGAUAAAUAAGAUAUCAAAAGCAUCAAUCACCAGAAAUUAAGAAAAUGUAUCAGGACUAGCUUGUUUUGAUAUGUUCUAAAGUCAAGUGGAGCAACUCAUUAUUUACAUUUUAAUAAAUAAAAAUUCAAAAUGAUCUUGCUAAAUUAUCCCAUUAUUUAGAUAUAGAAAAUAAAAGAAUUCUUUGAAGGAAAUUUGUCAUAGUCCUACCUAUGUCUAGAAGUUGACAUUACAAUAAAACUGACCAAUAUCUCAAUACUGAAGAGUCACCAUAAAUCAGUUGAUGUCAUGGCUUCUUUAUUUUUCUAUAUACUUCAUGAUAAAGUUGAUUCCAAAAUUAUUUAAAUUCUGUAACAACCUAAAAAAUCUGUAGUAGCAAUGAAAAAAUAGAUCUUUGUUCAUCACUUUAACUCUAAGUAAAGAUGUACUUUGAAAUUCUAUACAAGUUUUUGGAAAUUUUGUAAUUGAAAUGUGUUUGGAGAGCUUUUAAGUUUUCGGAGAUGAUCUAGUGCAUAAUUUUAGCUUUUAAAUUUAGGUAACAUUCCAUUAUGUUUUUAAAAGAAGCAUAAUCUUUUGAAGCAUAGCUUUUACGAUAUAGGCGGUAUUAAGGCUUGCAUUAAAGUGGUGGAGAACAUGGAUUCUGGAGCCAGACAGCCUGUCUUAACCAGGCUUUAGGCAGGAUGAUUUCCCUGUGCCUUACCUUUUUAAAGGAGAUAAUAAUUCUGUUUUCUACGUCAGUAGUAAAUGGAAAGAUACUUAUGUACAAGACCAGACACAUGGGAAAUACCUAGUGUUAGUAGCUAGUAGAAAUAGUAGAGAUAUAUGUACCCGUUUAUGAACAAUUUUUGUUAGUUUCUGUAAUCAUAAGUUGUAGUAGUAAUACUUAGACUCUAAUUGGUGUAUAUAAAGAGGCCUAGAUGUAACAGAGAACAUUAUAGGUUCUGAUACCUGCUGGUACUGUAGCCUGGUGACUUUACUAUUUUAUCAACUGCACAUUGGACACUACUUGAUUCUGUGGACUGCAGCUGACUAGAAUACAGCAAUGACAUAUAAAUGACUGUGUAUGGAAGAUAACAUAAUCUAUGAUAAGAGAUAGAUACCAACUGUUGUGAAGGUGUAAAGCAGAGUUACCAAACUCAGACUAGGCAACAGAAUGAUUAAACUCUAAAAAUGAAAAUAAAACAAUAAAACGUCAUAGCUCUACAGUAUGUGGAUAGAGGAACAUAACAUAUGAAGUAGAAGUUUGGAAAGGAUAUUCACAUACAGAAGUAUGAUAAAAAAAAAUAGUCUUAGUUAAUAUGUCUAGAGAGAUCAACAAACAGCAAAUUGUGAAGAAAUGAGUAUGUCAAAUUGAGUAAGAAAAAGAUUUACAUUCUGCUUAUAGAGGGAUGUGAGUGAAGGCAGAGAAAGCUGUUAGGAAGGAAGGUUACAGUGUUUCAGGCAAGAUGAUGAGAGACUGAAUUAAGACAAUGGCACUGGGUAAAGCAGAGAAGGAAGGAAGUAAAGAUUUGAGGGGUAGAAUUGACUCACCUUGGCAGUUUGAAUUUAAGGAAUCACAGUCUGGUUGUUCUUUCUCAGUAUCCUGAAGGGUUGAAUCUACCUAGAAAAAGGUGAUUAUCCUAGUAGUAUCUUCUAGAGACACAGAUAAGGAACACAAUUCUAAAGCGAAAAAACUGAAUCUUAAAUGGAGAUACCAGAGCGGGGCAGAUCCUUCAGAAAGAAACAAGACAGGGGCUAGUUGGCAAGUUGUGAGAAAGUAAGGCAUGUGGUGUGUGUGUGUGUGUGUGUGUGUGUGUGUGUGUUAAGAGGGUCUGUAAAUGAAUGGGGAAUGAUUUACACUAAGCUAGUUCAGUAACAGCUGGCUUGGUUAGUUGCUGUUGAUCGCCGUCUGGCUGUUUACACCAUUAGAAUGGGGUUGCUUACAUAGCUGUGAUGUGCUUUGAGUCAUUCUUAAGGUUUUCUCUUUGAUAGAUUUGUCCCAUACCCUUUACAUUAUGCCAUUCUUGUCAGAUAUUUGAGACAAAACUACUUUGGGAAGCAGGCCUUUAUUUAAAGAAGUAGACAUAAGGGCAGGUGGAUCCUGCUGUCCUAACGGAUGUUACUGUUAAGGUGGGUUGGGUCAGGCUAGGUAAGAGGAAGACUAAACGAAGUAUAUAUUUUCUUGGAAAUAUGUGUGUUGCUGUGGACCAUGUCAUGGUUUCUUCUGCUUGGCAGAGGCUAGGAAAUGAGGACUGGAGGAGCAGCACUGACUUUGGCCUAUCUUUGUGGGUCAAGGAGACCACUCGCCCCACAGACUCGCUGAACCUAAUACAUGUUCACGGAAACACCACCCAAGCUUUCUGAGAUUCUCUUGUAGAUUAUUCAAGACUGCCUUGACCAGGAAUUCCUACAAAGGCCUGUGAGUGUAGUAGAGAUGGAACACCUCAAAGGUCAUCCUCACAUUUGCUAAAUAUAUCUAGAUGGUUCAAGACUUGAUUUCUCAGAUCAAAUGUAUAAAAAUAAUAUCUGCAGUACUCCAAUGAUGCUAUAAUUAUAAAAAUGAGUUAAGUUCUGUAUAUUGCCUCAUUUGUAUAAUUAUAUUUUCCACAAACUUUUGAAUUCAGUGUUUAGUGUUGUAUAGAAUUUUAGGGUACGUAACCAAAGAUAUAUCUUUCAAAUAAAGUCAGUUUGAGAGUCUAAUGUUUUCUGACUGACUUGGUCAUGUAAUACCUGGGGUAUUAUUGGGUAACAAAUGUAGACUGUACAGUGUUAUCAGUGUAAAUUUGCCUCAGAAAAAUAUCAAAUAGCUGUCAUGAACCUUUCACGAUAACUUAUUAGCACUUGAAUUAAAACAUGAAUACAUUUGUAGAUGCUCAGAUGAUGUCAGUCAGGGAUAUCAGAUGAUACUAGUUAAUCUUUUGUUAGAAUUCAGACAUGUGUAGUCCAAAGGAACACAAUUCUAAAAUGUUCUGUAAAUUGAAUAUCCAAACUGUUGACAUUUCAACAUGUGGUCAGUACAGAUGAUCAUGAGACCUGUUUUUUCAAUAUCUACACUCUAGCAUGUAUUUCAGUUGUGACAUACCUCUAUUCAGGGCUAAGAUGUUUAAAUGCUUAACCAUCUUAAACGGCUAAUUUCUAAUGGGCAAAAUUCUUUUGGGCAGCACAGGAGUAGAUGAGGCUCCUCCAGAAAGUUCUGCCCACUCUUCUCUCUU